CAUUACUGCUGAUAACGUCAUUGCUUUUCUAUUACGUAUGCCAUUAUCGGUACUCUACAUAAUAAAGUGUUUAUGAUAGAGUUUAAAGGUCACUGUGACACAGCAGGUGACUGUAGUCACGCAGCAUUUCAGUACUGUCAUAAGAAAAGACUUGUGGUUAACCUGCACAAGACCUCACCAAAAAUGCUUGCACAUGAUGAGAACACCGUCAUGAGAACAUGAUACGUGUUGCUUCUAUCACAUUGUCAUGCUUCUAUAGGUUGACCACGAUGGGACCUGAACUGCUGGGAUCCAACACCAAACUGUCCACAGCUGCUUUUCUACAGAACCUUCAAAGAAAAACGGAACAAAAAGCAACCACGUUUCUACCUUCAUCACAGAGUGAAACCUUUGGUUGAACUUUUCAGCUGAUAACAAAAAUGUCCCAGUUGGACAAUCAGUACACUAAACUGCGAUGGUUAUUAACCAUCGCCGGACUGAUCCUGUAUAUUUUUGACAUUUGGACAGAUGUCGGACUGGCACUGAAAUAUUUUCAGCAGGAACAUUAUGUGUGGUCUGGACUGACGGUAGUGUUUGUUCUAACUGGGCUCCUGGUGACUCAAAUCUUCAGCUAUGCCUGGUACAGGGACGAUAUGAAUGAUGUUAUAAUCAACGCUGAGGGGAAAACAACCAUAUCAGGCAUGGACAAAGGUGGACUCGCUGCCCUGCACGUAUUUGGGAUGGGAAUCUUCACCAGGUAUUAUCACCUGCUGAAAAAUGGCUUUAAAGUGGUUUGGACGAACUCCUGCACAGAGGAAGAGAGGAAAGAUGCUCACCAUAAGCUGUUCUGCCUGGCUACUGAUCUGAGCAUGCUCAAACUGUUUGAGGCUUUCCUGGAGAGUGUCCCCCAACUCCUUCUGCAGCUAUACAUAGUGAUGGGCCACAAUGAAUGCUCAAUCAUGCAGUAUUUAUCCAUGGCGUUCUCCUUCUUUAACGUUGCCUGGGCCCUGGUUGACUAUCGUCGCUGCCUGCGCAGAUCCCUCCCCCACAUGAUGGAGAUGCCCUCUGGCAUCCCCACAGCAGUCUACCUCCUCUACAAACUCUGCACCAUCACCAGCCACAUCCUCAGUUACACCCUCCUCCUCGUUUUGAGCCCCUACAGCGCUAUAGCCCUCACCGUCCUCUGGCUGCUGGGUACAAUCUGGACACAUGUGCUUCAGACCAGCUUCUGCUCAUCCAGAAGGCUUGAGUUCCUGUACCGAGCAGUCAUCGGCGUCAUCCUCACCUUCACCUUUUUUAACGUGAAAGGACAGGGCACCAAAGUGGCUAUGAUCAUCUACUACUCUUUCUAUACUUUCAUAAACAUUAUGGCUCCUUCACUGCUGGCCUUGUUGAAGCCAGAGCUGCAGAUGGCCACGUUUCUGCUGACGGUCAGUGGUUUAAUCUUUGGAGGUUCGGUGCUGGGGCUGGUGUGUCUCGUGCUCUACUACCUCCUCUUGCAUCCCAGAGAGAAGUGGCGAGAGGCAGACGAGGUGGACGGCCUGGGGAACGAAGCAGAGGUCACAAGGAGAAUAAGGAACUUCUUACAGCCUUGAUGAUCGAUUUCCAAGCCUGGUUAUGGAAGUUAAAUACUUAAAUGCAAUAUAGUUGAGUGUCUGUUUAUUGUUAUUUUAAUAAAAUUGUAGUUGAAUUAAAUAUUUAUUGUUAUUAUAUCUAUAAAAAGUAAUAAUUUAUUAAUCCUAAUGGACGGCUGGCAUUAACUCCUAGAUGUUAUAUAUCACUGCAACCAAAACUAUCCAUUAAAUGUAAUGUAAUCAAAUCCAAACUCUAUUUAUUUUCGUCAAAAUAAUUUCACAAAGGCACAAUAAGCAUAAAUGUUAUAUUUAUACUUGCAAGCUGCUUUCUCUGUUUUUCUUCAAACCUUCUUGCUGUCAGAACUUUAACAUACAGUCAAGUUUACAACCCUGAAUCCAAAAAAGUUUGGAUGUUGUCUAAAACAAGAAUAAAACAGAAUGUGGUAAUUUACUAAUUAUUUAUGAAAUAUAUUAAAUUGGAAACUGUACAGUAUAUUGUAUAUUCAAACUUUUGUUUUUGUAAAUAAAAAGCCUGAAUACUGAA
Molecule: messenger RNA, 2097 nt
Organism: Centropristis striata (black sea bass)
Lineage: Eukaryota; Metazoa; Chordata; Actinopteri; Perciformes; Serranidae
Gene: xkr9
Product: XK, Kell blood group complex subunit-related family, member 9
Exons: 3
Coding region: 420-1574 (384 amino acids)
Biological process (GO): apoptotic process involved in development; engulfment of apoptotic cell; phosphatidylserine exposure on apoptotic cell surface
Cellular component (GO): plasma membrane
Source: RefSeq, a predicted model, not a curated record